AUGGAUCAGUCCUGGCCGUCCGAUGCCAACUUCCGCACGGGCACAUCUUCAGAAAUUCUGUUAGAGAGGCGUCCUGCAUACUCUAUCAACGUUCGGGAGUCCGCAUUUCGCCAAGCUUUUUCGAAACUCGAUAAUCGGAAGCAGGAAGAAUUGACUUCGGUCUAUGCCUUUGACUAUAUGAAGGAUAGAGCUAGGCCAGAAGCAGAUAGAUGGGAUCUAGAGCUGGAGGAUUUGUUCGAUGAGCUCAGCCGUGCAGAUCAGAAACAUCGCAGCGAAAGCUGGUUUCGGAGAGGACUUGGAAAGAUGAGACCUUUCCUCGAUGGCCUUUCCAUCGGUGUAGAUGCAAUGAGUUCAGUAACUGGACUUGAUCCUAUUGCGUCAGCCGCUUUCGGGAUUGUCAAAUCCGUGACCUCGCUUUCUCUUGGUUUGUGCGGCGCUUCUGAAGACAUUGAGGGGCGAAUCAGACUAUUCAUCGAGUGCAUCCCAGCCAUCAACAGGUGCAACGAUAUCCUUGAGACGCACCCUUCAUUUCACACAAUCCACAAAGCACUCGUCCGGGUCUACAACGACAUCAUUGACUUCUACUUUACCGCGUUAGGAAUACUCAGAAGUUCAAAUGUUGUUUGGGCUCUGGGUCAGAGUGAAUUCAAGCAAUGUUUUCCUGAAGUUAUCUCAUCGUUUGCCAUUCACACAGACCAGCUCUCUCUGGCCAUUGGGAUUGAAACCAUUGGUAAAGUUAUUGAGAUAGACAGAUAUGUACAAAAAAUAAGCGAGCAGCAAAUCAAGGAAUACAUCGAGGAACAUCUGGACAAUGGUCGGGAGAAAGAGAUUAAUAUCAUUCUUGAUAAACGGGCCGAAGGUAGCUGUCGAUGGCUCCAAUAUCACCCCGAUUUCUGUCGUUGGCAAAGGCUGACACCUCCUUCCGUCAACUGUUUUAUGAUGUUUGGAGGAAUGGGCUGUGGGAAAACAAUGAUUGCAAGUUUCAUCACCGACCAUUUGCGAGAGAAAUUUGAAUCUGCCGACUCUAAUGAGGCCAUUGUCUGCCACUACUACUGCAAGGAAGAUGGCGAAAGAAACGAUCCGUCAAACAUUUACCGCAGCCUGAUAUCCCAACUUCUUGACUUCAGACCAGAUCUGAAAGGCAGAUUCAUGACUUGGUUUGACAAGACCAAACCCAAAACAACUCCCAAAAAACCUACGCAGAGCCCGGAAAGACUGCGCGAUUUUUUGGUAGACCUGAUUCGCGCAUCCGGACAAUGGGUAUUUAUCGUCGUGGACGCUCUUGAUGAAUGCCAGAGAUAUUUCCAGCAGGAUCUUCCUCGACUGUGCCACGAACUCUCCGGCGCCGCGUUUAAAGUAUUUAUUUCGUCUCGUCCGGAUAAAAAUUUGAAAAACUCCAUGCCACCGUCAACCUCGUACUUAGAUUUCAAACCUACAUAUGAGCAGGAUCGUUUGAUUACUGCUUACUUGACUUCGGAAUACCUUUCCGAUAUGGUCCAAACAGCAGAAGAAACCGUGGUUGACAAGAUCGCUCGGAACGCUAAAGGAUGCGCUAUCUGGAUCAAGUUGGUUCUUGAAUAUCUCCGAGAAGAAUCUUUCCAUGACGGAGAGACUCUGCUGACGGCCAUAGACAAGAUCCCGCCUAGUGUAGCUGGACUUUAUGCGCAGCUGUUCAAUCAGGCCGUGAAAAGAGCAGGAUCCGGGCCGCGGGCUGGACAGGUUCUUGAGAAGACCCUGGAAGUGUUGGCAGUGGCACACCGACCACUUCAGUUGCGAGAGCUCUCCUGCGCCGCAGCCAGCGCAGUUGUGGAGGACCGAGCAUGUCUUUCUCAGAUUGAGCAUUCCUUCGGUUAUCGCAGGAAACUUCUGGAACUUGCUCGACCUUUCGUUAUCGCAGAGGGAUCGGCGGAUUCCUCCAUCGUGAGACUAAUUCAUCAUUCGCUCAAGGAAAGCAUUCUGGAAGACGCUCCAGGAAAUUGGUGGUCGACGCAUCAGCGGGCAAAUACCCUCGAUAGUUCACCUAACCUUCAACGAAUGCAUGGAAGUGUGGCUCGCGCAUGUAUCACAUACCUUACAUGUACUGAUUUCGGACAAGACAUGUUUGAUCCGGCAUACAAACUUGAAGACUCGGCCUCAUCACCUAUGGCUGCCACUGAAGAUAGCCAGGACGGUGAUGCGGACUUUCUGCCACUCUGGUUCGCCAUGGUGACUAGAAACAAAAAUGACUACUGGGACAAGCGAGCGGCCAUUCAAAAAAUCCAUCCAUUUUUUGACUAUGCCGCAUUGUAUUGGGGUGGCCAUCUCUCUGAGACCGCCGAUCAGGAUGCACUUGAGCUACACGACCCUGCCGCCAUCAUUUGUCACCCUGGCUCUAAUUACCUGAAGAAUUGGCUGGGCUAUUCCCAGGAGUUGACUUGCACAGAACUGGGGAUUACGGUCUGGGAACAAUUACCGGAAGUUGAUCAACUAGUCAUCGCCUCGUAUUUUGGCCACCGACUUAGUGUCCGCAGGCUUCUUGAUUGCUCCGACGCCGAUUUAGAAGGCUUAUCUAUCCACACAGCACUAUUUUGGGCUGCAUAUAGAGGGCACGACAGCUGUCUCGAGCUCAUCCUUGAAAAGAAAAAUCAUAUUAGCCGGUCAAUCUACCAUGCCAGUGACUCUUCAGCUCUGGCCACCGCUGCAAUAAGUGGAUCCAUAGGCUGCUUGAAGAUGCUGAUCAAGAGCGAUCUUUUUGAUAUCAACCUUCCGGACCAGUCUGGCUGGUCUCCACUGUUCUAUGCGAUAGCCUCGGAUCAUGCUGAAAUAGUCGACCUCCUGUUAGGGUCACCAAACGUUCAUCUACGGGUUCAGUCAGUUCGAGAAGCCGGGGCCAAUGCCCUAACUAUAGCCGCCUCAGGGGCACACUUCAACAUUCUUGGAAAGCUCCUUGACUAUCCAUUGGUCGGUCCCGAUGAUGUCAAUGCAGCCGACAAUCUCGGGAUGACGCCUCUCAUACACACAAUACGUCAUGGAAACUUGGGCAUGGUGCGAUGCCUUCUCCGUCACGAUGCUUCCGUGACGCUAGUGGACAAGAAGAAACGCAGCCCUAUCUACUGGGCUGCCCAAAAGGAGGAUGCUGCGAUCCUUCGAGAACUUCUAGCUCUUGACCCAGCUGGCGCUAACGCCACUGACGACGAUCAAUAUACUGUAUUGCAUGCUGCCCUGGAGUCUCCUAGUUCCCAGACAUUUGCGGAGCUACUCGCUACGCAAGGCAUCGAUGUUAAUCAACAAGACAGUCUAGGAAGCAGCGUCCUUUGGUGCGCAGCCAAACGCGGCCGAAUUGACGUUGUGCAGCUACUUUGCAAGCACGCGGAUCAUCUACACCUGGAUUUGGAGCGCUGCGAUGCGUGGGGCGUAUCACCAUUAAACGGAGCUUGCAGUACCACCUGUCGGACCGCACCCUCUAUUCUGAAAACACUCAUCGCGCAUGGUGCGAAUCUAGGUUCUACGGACCUCAGAGGGUGUGGGCUACUGGCGUCUGCAGCCGUCAGUGGAUCAUUGGAGAAUAUGAAAGUGCUACUGGAUGUGCCAGAUAUUGAGAUAGAUGUACGAAAUCGAGCCGGGCAGACGGCCCUCUCUUUAGCAGCGGCAAGUCUGGAUCCCGGAACUUUAGAUGCAAUGGUGCUUUUGUUGGGAACGGGAGUGGUGGAUAUAGAUUCGACCGACGAGGCCGGGCGCACACCAUUGUCGUAUGCAGCGGGGAGCGGGCAGCUUGAGAAGGUUAAGCUGCUUGUGAACUCCCCAGGUGUGAGAAUCGAUUUAUUUGAUACGAGUGGGGCAACUCCAUUGGACCACGCCGAGCGUUACCGCUGGAAGGAUGAUAGGUCGAAGGAACAGGUACUGGCGCUUCUCAAUCCCGAGGAGCAUCUAUAG
This is a messenger RNA of Endocarpon pusillum Z07020, 3912 nucleotides long. RefSeq lists its product as uncharacterized. The coding region runs from base 1 to 3912 and encodes 1303 amino acids. The transcript has 4 exons. Gene Ontology annotation, molecular function: protein binding. The record is from RefSeq and is a predicted model, not a curated record. NCBI's taxonomy places the organism in Eukaryota, Fungi, Ascomycota, Eurotiomycetes, Verrucariales, Verrucariaceae.